Molecule: messenger RNA, 6373 nt
Organism: Rana temporaria (common frog)
Lineage: Eukaryota; Metazoa; Chordata; Amphibia; Anura; Ranidae
Gene: HELZ
Product: helicase with zinc finger
Exons: 31
Coding region: 170-5968 (1932 amino acids)
Biological process (GO): regulatory ncRNA-mediated post-transcriptional gene silencing
Cellular component (GO): P granule; cytosol
Molecular function (GO): protein binding; helicase activity; metal ion binding
Source: RefSeq, a predicted model, not a curated record
UGAUCGGGGCUGUUCCUCCCAUCAUGCAGUGCGGUGUGUUGGUGUCGGUGGUGUGAUCGGUGGAUGUAGUGUUGGUGUCGGUUCUCUUCCCAUCAUGCAGUGCGGCGGCUCCUGACAAGUCGAUCCAAGAUGGCGUAGAAAGUAAUGACAGGAUUUCUGUCGCUGAGUCAUGGCAGACAGAAGAUUGGCCUUUCCCUGUGAACAAGCAUGUGACUCCUUUAGAAGACUGGAUUUUGAAUCUGCGGUGCAGCAUUGCACGGAUUGUCUCCUGUCCCUCAGUCAUUACAAGAGCACGCACCCCGCCAAGGCCAACUCCACCCACGUCAACCGCAUCAAGAUCGAGAGCCUGCUCUACAGAAUCGCUUCUUUCCUUCAGCUGAAAAAGUAUGACAAGGCCGACGAAGACUGUAAAUUGGUCCUCGGCGCCGGCCGGGCCCAGGUGGAUGCCUCCGUUCACGCUGUACUUUGCUGUUUGCACCUGGAAGGAAAGCUGCAGGUUGUGGCAAGUGUGUUGUCCAAAACGCUCAUCGGGGAACCUCUGAAUGGAAUGGUAACCAAGGAUCUCUCGCGGUUAAAAUCGUUACUAGCGGAGAUAGAGAAUGUCGGUUGCAUUGUCCGCAGCAGUUACCAGGGGGAGGAUCUGGAAGAUGGAACUCAGGACGGGUGGCAAUAUAGGCCACCACCACGGGGGGUUACCAGCAGCGAGGAGUACACUCUGUGUAAAAGGUUCCUGGAGCAGGGGAUAUGUCGGUACGGAGCGCAGUGUACAUCGGCGCACUCCCAGGAGGAGCUGGAGGAGUGGCAGAAGCGGUACGCCUCGCGGCUCAUCCGCCUCAAGCAGCAGAAGGAAAACACGCAAUGUUCGGGGAGCUACAUGGAGUCUCUGAUCGAAAAAUGGAUGAAUUCCUUGUCGCCAGAGAGAGUGCUCAGUGAAUGCGUGGAUGGAGUUCAUGUGGAGUACAGCCCAGAUCUGUCUGUCACUGUUACUACCAAAAAGUCACAGCAGACCUGGACCUUCCAGCUGACAUGUAAGCCUGCAAGAAUCCUUCACCGGGUAGCACUGCUGUACGAUGCACACAGACCUCAUUUCAGUAUCGUGGCAAUAUGCGCCGGAGACGGCAACACCCAGAUGUCCCAGGAGGUGCCGGAAAGCUGCCAGGAGUGGGUGGGCGAGAACCUGGCGCAGAACGGGACGGAUCAUUGCUUGUACCAAGUAGUCAUCAACUUCUCCACCGAAAUAUUUGGGACCUUCCGGCAAACCGUAGUGUUUGACUUCGGCGAGGAACCGGUGCUGAUGCAGAGGAUCAUGGUGGACGCCGCUUCAACUGAAGACCUUGAAUACUUGAUGCAAGCCCGGCAGCAGCUGCUAACGACGGCGAAACGCUGGGACUCCAUGUCCAAAACCAUCGUGGAGUAUGAGCCGAACGAAACUACUGAAAUUGAGAGGAGUCUCCUCAGCCGAUACCAAAUCCCGCUCUCCGCAGACCAAUUGUUUACCCAGUCUGUGCUGGACAAAUCCCUGACGAAGGCCAAUUACCAGUCCCGCCUGCACGACCUGCUUUAUAUCGAAGAGAUUGCACAGUACAAGGAAGUCAGCAAGUUCAACAUCAAAGUGGCGCUGCAGUUGGUGGCGAGCUUCAUGCUGACGGGCGUGUCCGGAGGGGCGAAAUAUGCCCAGAACGGGCAGCUGUUUGGGCGCUUUAAACUCACUGAGACACUUUCUGAAGACACUUUGGCCGGCAGGCUGGUGAUGACCAAAGUGAACGCGGUGUACGUGCUCCCCGUCUGCAAGGACAAAUCCCCGCAGACUCAGGGCAGCAAAGAGAGGGUCUUCGAGGCCCUCAUAGAAGAGAAAACCAAGGACUACAUCUUCCUUAGAAUAUGCAAGGACUGCUGCGACGAGCUGCGGCUUCGACCCGACCGGGAAAUGCAGGUGGAGCUGCAGUUCCAGCUGAAUAGGCAGCCAUUGUGUGAAAUGCACUACGCCUUGGAUCGAAUACGAGAUAACGGUAUUCUCUUCCCAGAAAUCAGCGCCACGCCCCCCAUACCGUGGAGCCCUAACAGGCAAUGGGAUGAACUGUUGGAUCCAAGACUGAACGCAAAGCAGAAGGAAGCCGUUUUGGCCAUCACUACACCCCUGUCUAUACAACUGCCACCCAUUUUAAUCAUCGGCCCCUAUGGAACAGGCAAGACCUUCACCCUGGCUCAGGCUGUGAAGCACAUUCUCAAACAGCAGGAGCACAGGGUUCUAAUUUGCACCCAUUCUAAUAGUGCUGCUGACCUCUACAUCAAGGAUUAUCUCCACCCAUACGUGGAAACAGGGAAUCCCCAGGCUAGGCCGCUCAGGGUAUAUUUCAGAAACCGCUGGGUGAAGACGGUGCACCCGGUGGUCCAUCAGUACUGUCUCAUCUCCAGUACACACGCCACCUUCCAGAUGCCACAGAAGGAAGACGUCUUGCGACACAGGGUGGUGGUGGUGACACUCAGCACCUCCCAGUACUUGUGCCAGCUGGAUCUGGAACCUGGUUUUUUUACACACAUCCUUUUAGAUGAAGCAGCACAAGCAAUGGAGUGUGAAACCAUCAUGCCUUUGGCUCUUGCCACCAAAACCACUCGUAUUGUCCUGGCGGGGGAUCAUAUGCAGCUCAGCCCCUUUGUCUACAGCGAGUUUGCCAGGGAGCGCAAUCUUCACGUGUCCUUAUUGGACCGCCUGUAUGAACAUUACCCCGCCGAGUUCCCGUGCCGCAUUCUGCUCUGUGAGAACUACCGCUCACAUGAAGCCAUCAUCAAUUACACAUCUGAUCUUUUCUACGAUGGAAAGUUGAUGGCCAGCGGCAAGCAGCCCGCCCACAAGGACUUCUAUCCACUCACCUUCUUCACUGCCCGAGGAGAGGACGUCCAGGAGAAGAACAGCACGGCUUUCUACAACAAUGCUGAGGUGUUUGAGGUGGUUGAACGCGUGGAGGAGUUGAGGCGGAAGUGGCCGGUGGCGUGGGGGAAGCUGGACGACGGCAGCAUUGGCGUGGUAACACCGUACGCCGAUCAGGUGUUCAGGAUCCGAGCUGAACUGCGCAAAAAACGCUUGUCAGAAGUCAGCGUGGAGAGAGUCCUGAAUGUCCAGGGGAAGCAGUUCCGAGUCUUAUUCCUGAGCACGGUGAGGACUCGGCACACCUGUAAACACAAGCAGACCCCCAUCAAACGCAAAGAGCAGCUGCUGGAGGAUUCCACCGAAGACCUAGACUACGGCUUCCUGUCCAACUACAAACUCCUCAACACCGCCAUCACUCGGGCGCAGUCCCUGGUGGCGGUAGUAGGAGACCCCAUUGCAUUGUGCUCCAUCGGAAGAUGCAGGAAGUUCUGGGAACAAUUCAUCACCAUUUGCCACGAGAACAGAAGUUUGCACGGGAUCACAUUUGAACAGAUCAAAGCCCAGCUUGAAGCCUUAGAGUUGAAGAAGACCUAUGUGCUGAACCCGCUGGCCCCGGAAUUCAUCCCGCGGGCGCUCAGACAGCAGCAUUCGGGCAACGCCGGCAAACAUCAGCAGUCCCCUCCUAAGGGCAAAGGUCAUCACAAUCAGAAUGAGCACUUUCAAGGCGAAGCGAUGGUUCAACCCAACCCAUCUGUGCUGAUUGGCAACCCUAUCCGAGCGUACACCCCUCCGAUGGGUCCACACACCAACAUGGGGAAAUCUCCGAGCCCCGUGCAGAGAAUAGAUCCUCACACCGGGACCAGCAUCCUCUACGUCCCGGCUGUCUACGGGGGGAAUAUGGUGAUGUCCGUUCCUUUACCUGUCCCAUGGCCGCCCAACUACCAGGGCCGCUUCUCGGUGGACCCGCGGCUGAUGACCCACCCAGCUAUGGCAUACAACAUGAACCUGCUUCAAGGCCAUGGCCGGGGUUCCCCCAUUCCCUUCGGUCUCGGCCAUCACUCGCCCGUCAAUGUCGGACAGCAGAUGCCGCACACAGACAAAGAUCAGCAUGAGCUCAACCGCAAUGGUAAAAAUGAGAACAGCCCGUCGUCUGAAAUGAAUAAGCUGCGAACUCCGGAGAAGAAGCCUUUGGAAUGUAAAGGGGGUGACUUGGACCCAAACGCACAAUCCAGGAGCCCCGAGUCUCGAGCCAAUCUUGGUUUCCCCAAUCCUAAAUUUCAUCGUAAAGAUAACCCCAACCAGAGGCCAGUCAACAUCCACCUGACACCUCCUCACCCGCAGUACCCCAUGCCCAAUCGCCCCUUCCAGCAUAUGUCUGCGAUGCCAAGGCAGCAGUUCCCUCUACAGCAGCAGCAGCAGAACCUCCUCCCGCAGCAGCAGAACCACCUAUCUGAGCUACAGAACCAAAUCCCUCCCCCUCCUUCCCCACAGGCCCCCGUCCUCCCCCAACACAACCAUUUAAUCCAGCAGCCUCCACAGCAGAACCCUCAGCUCUCCCCAGCCUUCCAACCCGGCCAGUCUUUCUUCAACACAGCCAUGCCGCACCGGCCACCUUCGCCCACUAUGGAUGGUAUGGUCCCUGAACAGCCGCCUCCUUCCAUGCUGCAGGACGUCAAUAACCCUCUUCGUUCCAUGACCCAAAACAACCCCAUGAUGUCCUCCCACAUCAACAGCUACAUGGAGGAAGCACAUCCACCUAUGGCAGCUGGUGAAGCAUUAGAUCGUAUACACAGCAAUGUGGCCCUGGAGACCCUGAGGCAGCAACAGUCGCGGAUCCAGCAGUGGAAUGAACACAAUGCCUUUCUGAGCCAAGCCAACCUGCCAUUCCCUCACCACCCCCACCACAUGCAGGCCAUGGGCCUGGCCCAUCAGCAGCUGGUCCGACCCAACUGGAAGAUACCCGGCGGGGGAGAAGAGGAGGCAGAGAUCACCUACUCCAGGUUUCAGGAGUUUCUGCGGGAGUUGUCACAGCAGGACCAAGGCGAUGGCAGAGACCUUCCGGAGAUGCCCCCUCCACAGUCUAGACUGUUACAGUACAGACAGGUCCAGCCACGGAGCCCACCAUCACUCGCCUCCCCUUCCUCCAACCACAGCGGUCAUUUCCCCACCUUCACCGACAACACCCGAGACAUGGACAUGACCAACAACCCCGCCUUCCCCCAACACAUGGCCAACGUCUACAACAGCCCCUACACCCUUCCUUCCGAUCACAUGACCCCCCCACCGCCUAUGAAAUACCUGCAGCACGACGGCUCCUGGGCCUACGCCAACCUACAGCAGAACCCCCUCAUGGGACAGGGUUUUCAUUACGGCCUUCCCACCUUACAGCAUAGACCACCACAGAACCCCUUCAUCCAUGUUCCCAACCAUCAGCCGCCAGCUGGACCAGAAGCAUUUCAGCCCCCUGCCCCCCGCGCAGUGUCCAACGCGUCGCUCCACAAUCUAGAAGAGUAUGAACCGCGAGGUCCCGGCAGGCCACUUUACCAAAGAAGAAUCUCGGUCGCUACGGUGCAUACAGGUCCUGAUGAAUUAGCCGCUUGUCCUGAAAAUCUCGGUAAAGAUCACCCGGACCCAAACAAACCAGCAUCAUACAGCUAUUCAUCUCCGGAGCUCUGGGUCAACGCUGCGUCCGCCUCCCCGUUCCAGAACAUUCCGUGCAACGGGGCCAACCGAUCCGGAACACCACGGGACAUGCGAGUUACUCAACAGAAAAUGGCGAAGCCUCCGGACGACCAUCACAAACCCGAGAACAUGCAGAUGUCCAACUCUUUCAACUACAACGUCUUGCAGCAUCUCGGCCAGUUCCCCCCCCUCAUGCCCAACAAACAGAUUGUAGAGCCCAACGGGGGCGGAGCUGCCCAGCAGAGUACGGGCGCCAGCAAACCCACCAUGUCCUACGCAAGUGCCCUCCGCGCUCCUCCCAAACCCAAACCCCCGCCAGAACAGGCAAAAAAGAAUAGCGACCCUUUGUCUUUAUUUCAGGAACUAAGCUUAGGCAGUUCAUCAGGUAGCAAUGGUUUCUAUUCCUAUUUUAAGUAGUUUUUUUUAUUUUAAUUUUGUUUUUUUUUGUUUUUUUUUCCCCCCUCUGCUUCACUUCUGUGUUCUUGUUUUAUACAGUUUUUUGUUUCCUGUUUUGUAGAAAGAACACAUUUUAGAUUUGAUUAAUAAGUAAAGGAGAAUACCAGGAAAUGUACAUUUUUAAGGUUUUAUUUUUUGGCUUUUUGUUUUGUUUUUUUAAUUUUAAAGUUGUUUGUGUUGUGUUUUUUUUUUUUUUUUUUUAUCACUUUGCAUAAAAAGUGUUUUUUGUACACCUCGGUGUAUAUGUCUACUGCUCUUGUGCCCUUGCAGCCAGCUACAGAAAAACGUAAAUUCUUUACAAGAGUUACACAACCUAUUAAAAGGUAUUUUAUUGUAUGCAUUAUGUAUUUUUUUUUUUUUUUUUUU